This is a messenger RNA of Nicotiana tabacum (common tobacco), 1167 nucleotides long. Its product is annotated as UDP-glucuronic acid decarboxylase 4. Gene Ontology annotation, cellular component: cytoplasm. Gene Ontology annotation, molecular function: NAD+ binding; UDP-glucuronate decarboxylase activity. The record is from RefSeq and is a predicted model, not a curated record. Lineage: Eukaryota; Viridiplantae; Streptophyta; Magnoliopsida; Solanales; Solanaceae. Gene Ontology annotation, biological process: D-xylose metabolic process.
CACAUAACUACAUUAUCAUCAUUCUUUGUACAACGUAACCCACAUUUCGGAUCUCUUGAUCCUUCUUCUUAGAUCUCCAAAAGAUAUUAAAAUUUUUGGCCACUAUGGAAACUGAACGUAAGAAGGACAUGUUGAGCAAGAAAGGGUUAUUUUUUAAAUACCCAAUGAAUUACGUGUUUGAAGAGCAGCGAAUGGUUUGUUUACUAAUCGGAAUCGCCAUUUCAACUGCGGCUUUCGCUGUGGUUAAUUCUGUUUCUUCUCCGUCGUUGUUGGCCGGGUACAAGAUCGGUAGUGAUUCGAUUUCGGACGUUUCGGUUGUGUCAACUUCUUUGAUUCCUCGUAGAAUAACGUACGAGGUGGUCGGUGAAGCUUACCGCAACAUUAAUGCAGGUGGAAAGGUGCCAUUAGGAUUGAAGAACAAGAAGUUGAGAGUAUUAGUAACAGGUGGAGCUGGUUUUGUUGGGAGCCAUUUGGUGGAUAGGUUGAUAGAGAGAGAGGAUAGUGUGAUUGUGGUUGACAAUUUCUUCACUGGUCGGAAAGAGAAUUUGUUGCACCAUUUCAGAAACCCUAAAUUCGAGAUGGUUAGACAUGAUGUGGUGGAGCCAAUCUUGCUAGAAGUUGAUCAGAUUUAUCAUUUGGCUUGCCCUGCCUCUCCUGUUCAUUACAAGUAUAAUCCUGUCAAGACCAUCAAAACAAAUGUGAUGGGAACAUUGAACAUGUUGGGGCUGGCAAAAAGAGUAGGGGCACGAUUUCUGCUCACUAGUACCAGUGAAGUGUAUGGUGAUCCUUUGCAGCAUCCUCAAGUCGAAACUUAUUGGGGCAAUGUUAACUCUAUUGGUGUCCGAAGUUAUUAUGACGAAGGAAAGCGAACAGCUGAGACUUUGGCCAUGGAUUAUCAUAGAGGACUUAACAUUGAGGUUAGAAUUGCUAGGAUAUUCAACACAUACGGACCACGUAUGUGCAUAGACAGCAUAGAUGAUGGUCGGGUUGAGAGCAAUUUCGUGGCCCAGGUUUUUGUUAAUUCAUCUUUUCAUAUAUAGACCGAAAGCGGAUUUUUGCACAAAUAAACAAACUUCUCUAUGCUUGAAUUAGCUAAGGUAUUAGUACUGAUUUUUAAUUAGUCCAAGCAAACAUUUGCCUUACAAAAUUUCAAAACCCAUAUAUAGA